GCAAGUCCGGAGCCCUGAGAGAUCUCAGUUGCUACAAACUGCUCAGCACUGAAGGAGCCUGCAGCGCUCACCGUCAGGAAGGCAAACCACAGCCCAGGAAGCCCUGAGGUGUGGUUCCCAGGAAGCAUCUGAAAUGGGUCUCAUCCAUGCCUUCCUAGGGCUGGACUUUUGAGUGUUCAAAGAUGAGGCCACAUGCAGAGGACACCCCACAAAUCACUCUUCACCUCUGGCCUAAAGACAUCAGGGAAGGAACCAGGCUUGAUUGCAGCCCUGAGUGACUGGGCAGGAUGGGGAAACCUUUUUCUGGUCUCCUUGGUUGUCAGUCCUCCGUGUGGCCAGCAUAAACAGCAAGAGAUGGCCAAGAGACAUUAACUUUGGACUCAAGGAGCAGGUCACUUGGUCGCUCUCCUCAAGACCAUGGAUGUGCACUUGUUUGACUAUGCAGAGCCUGGCAACUACUCUGACAUCAACUGGCCAUGUAACAGCAGCGACUGCAUUGUGGUGGACACUGUGCAGUGUCCCACCAUGCCUAACAAGAACGUGCUUCUGUAUACCCUCUCCUUCAUCUACAUUUUCAUCUUCGUGAUCGGCAUGAUUGCCAACUCUGUGGUGGUCUGGGUGAAUAUCCAGGCUAAGACCACAGGCUACGACACGCACUGCUACAUCUUGAACCUGGCCAUUGCAGACCUGUGGGUCGUCAUCACCAUCCCCGUCUGGGUGGUCAGUCUCGUGCAGCAUAACCAGUGGCCCAUGGGGGAGCUCACAUGCAAGAUCACACACCUCAUUUUCUCCAUCAACCUCUUUGGGAGCAUCUUCUUCCUCGCCUGCAUGAGCGUGGACCGCUAUCUCUCCAUCACCUACUUCACCGGCACCUCCAGCUAUAAGAAGAAGAUGGUACGCCGUGUUGUAUGCAUCUUGGUGUGGCUGCUGGCCUUCUUUGUGUCCCUGCCUGAUACCUACUACCUGAAGACGGUCACAUCUGCUUCCAACAAUGAGACCUACUGCAGGUCCUUCUACCCCGAGCACAGCAUCAAGGAGUGGCUGAUCGGCAUGGAGCUGGUCUCUGUCAUCUUGGGCUUUGCUGUCCCCUUCACUAUCAUUGCGAUCUUCUACUUCCUGCUCGCUAGAGCCAUGUCAGCAUCAGGCGACCAGGAGAAGCACAGUAGCCGGAAGAUCAUCUUCUCCUACGUGGUGGUCUUCCUGGUAUGUUGGCUGCCGUACCAUUUUGUGGUUCUGCUGGACAUCUUCUCCAUCUUACACUACAUCCCGUUUACCUGUCAGCUGGAGAAUGUGCUCUUUACAGCGUUGCAUGUCACCCAGUGCCUGUCCUUGGUGCACUGCUGUGUCAACCCCGUGCUCUACAGCUUCAUCAACCGCAACUACAGGUACGAGCUGAUGAAGGCCUUCAUCUUCAAGUACUCGGCCAAAACAGGUCUCACCAAGCUCAUUGAUGCCUCCAGAGUGUCAGAGACAGAGUACUCUGCCCUGGAACAGAACACCAAGUGAUCCAUCAUUCUGCAGAGGUCGGGGGGACACGUGCAUGUUGCAAAUGGGGCGGCUGGGUCCUGUGGUUUCUUCAAGAAAGCAAUGUAGCUUUGGGUCUGGUUGCUUGAGUGGUAUGAAGAGGAGAAGGCAUGUGACCAUGCUUCCUGUCUCUCAUUCUCCAGCCAAGAUGGCUGCCGCCUGGAUGCCCAUCCUGACAGCUGGCAGCUGGCAGCUGGCAGCUGGCAGCAGGCAGGGCUGUGCUGUGCUGUGCUGUGCUGCGCUGUGCUGUGCUGUGCAGCCAGAGCUGCGUAUCAAAGCCAGCACCAGGACAGGCUCUUAUGGACAUGUGUACAGUAGAAUCUUCUGUGUUUCUUCAAGUUUUUACUUGGUGACUUUUUGUAUUUAAGUUUUAAGACUUUAUUUUCUCACUAUGGAUGUACCUUAUAAAUGUAUUUGAAAGCUAAAUAUAUUUUAAAUAUUGUAUGGGAGGUGUAAGGCUGUUGUAUUCAGACCAUGUAGGCCUCAGAUUAGCUGGACUUGAGUUUUGACUAAGGAUGACAUUAAUUGUUAGCUGAUUUGAAAUUAUAUAUAUAAAUAUAAAAAUAUAUAUAAAUUUAUGCCAGUCUCGGCUGAAAGGUUUUAUUUACAAUAGUUUUAUAUCUGUGCAAUGUUUAAUGCUGGCACAGCAUAUGAAACAACAACUGCCCAGCAAUGCAGUUUGUUACAUGAACCAUAUUGUAGAGUUACACUUCGGGCUGCAAACCCGUGAACAAGGGAAACAGAGCGUUCUGUUGAUUUGUAAGUUAUUUUUUUAAUAAAGAUUUUGUUUCCUAAAA
This is a messenger RNA of Mus musculus (house mouse), 2321 nucleotides long. RefSeq names its product atypical chemokine receptor 3 (gene Ackr3). Gene Ontology annotation, molecular function: G protein-coupled receptor activity; scavenger receptor activity; C-X-C chemokine binding. The coding region runs from base 418 to 1506 and encodes 362 amino acids. The transcript has 3 exons. Gene Ontology annotation, biological process: chemokine-mediated signaling pathway; negative regulation of intrinsic apoptotic signaling pathway in response to DNA damage; angiogenesis. Gene Ontology annotation, cellular component: clathrin-coated pit; early endosome; membrane. NCBI's taxonomy places the organism in Eukaryota, Metazoa, Chordata, Mammalia, Rodentia, Muridae. The record is from RefSeq and is marked validated.